Spirometra erinaceieuropaei is the source of this 805-nucleotide messenger RNA. The record is from the annotation of a GenBank genome assembly. NCBI's taxonomy places the organism in Eukaryota, Metazoa, Platyhelminthes, Cestoda, Diphyllobothriidea, Diphyllobothriidae.
AUGGCGCUUCGGCACAGGGACACCAAAGUACGGACUGGCUAAGUGACUCUUCGGUCGUCUCAAGUUCGUGACCGCUGGGUCACACACCACGGUCUCUACGUCAGCACAAUUCCUGGAGAAACUCAAAGGGGUAAGCAUCGCCAACAGGAUUUUAAAAGCCAGUCAAGUCUUCGGUCACCUCCAAAGCACAGUUUGGAAUCGUCAUGGUCUCCAACUGAGCACGAAGCUGAAGAUUUACGGGGCCGUCAUCCUGCCGACACUACUGUAUGGAGCGGAGACUUGGACGGUGUACGCAAAGCAGGCACGCAGUCUGAAUCAGUUCCACUUCAAUUGUCUUCGUCGCAUCCUGAGGCUGAACUUGCGCGAUCGAAUCUCCGACACUGAUGUGCUGGAACAGACGGGAAUCCUCAGCAUCUACGCCAUACUAAGGCAACUGCAGCUGCGCUGGAGCGGCCACUUGGUGCGAAUGGACGACGAGCGACUACCCAAACGACUCUUCUACGGAGACGUCGCGCCGGGUUCUCGCCGUCCAGGAGGCCGGAUUCGCCGUUGCAGGGAUACCCUGAAGUCCUCCCUGAAACGCCUGCAAAUCAACCCCAGCAACUGGAAGGAGCUAGCACUCGAUCGACUGACCUGGAGGAGGACAGUGAAGAAAGGCGCUGCGAUCUACGAAGCCAACCGCAUCGCUGCCGCCAAAGCGAAACGGAAGGCCCGCAAAUCACAACUAAGCCCAGUACGCAACGCCGCCGCACAACCGCUUCCAACGUGUCCUCGAUGUCGACGGACAUUCCGGGCUCGAAUCUGA